This is a messenger RNA of Linum trigynum, 6428 nucleotides long. NCBI's taxonomy places the organism in Eukaryota, Viridiplantae, Streptophyta, Magnoliopsida, Malpighiales, Linaceae. The record is from the annotation of a GenBank genome assembly.
UAUUGUGGUUGGUUCUGUGUUUCUUGCCUUGAUUCCGGCUGAGUCCUUUGCGAUUCAACCGGCUGUGCUUAGAACUGUUGGCCUAGGUGUCCUUAAGUGUGGGGGAAGUGAUGAACCCAUGCUGUUGGUCCUGACAAGUUUUUCUUGGCUCCACCUUUGGUUUGUUGCUUUUGCAGGAGCAUGUCCCUCGACAAUCCAUUUGUGCAGAACUUGCGCCUGCACCCGGAGUACGCGGACCAGUUCCGCGCGGUGACUCAGGGGAAAUUGGCGCGCCACCACCAUCUGGAGUGGGCAGUGUUCGAGCAGCUCGACUGCAUACAGGAGCUCCGCGCUGCCAUCAGCCACCCCAAUUGGCGAACGCUGCUGACUAUCGAGGAGCCCACCUACACUGAGCUGGUUUGGGAAUUCUACACCAUCUUCAAGUACUACAGCAAAGCGCCCCGGGACACGUAUGCAGUGACAUUCAGGCUAGGCGGCUACGCCCGGGAGCUGACCAUUGACGGGUUGGCCUAUGCCUUGGGGAUCGAGUACCACCCAUUCAAUCGCCACGAGGUCGAGAUCCCGCACCCGACCGACUGGAACCAGGACGAGUUCUACCGCCGGAUAGCCAGGCUUGCCCACGGGUAUGACUACUUCGAUCCUGGCCAGACAUACGUCCGCACCCUAUCGUCGCAGUGGCACAUCCUGAACCUGCUCAUCACUCGCUCCAUCGUCCCCAACGUCACCGGCUCGCAUAAGAUUCCGAAGCGGGUGUUGUAUGCCAUGUACUCGAAGGGGUACCCGGAGCACAUGCUCCACUUGGGUUCUUUCGAGGCCACCACCUUCUCCCGGUGCCACGGGAAACCCAACCACCUCUACUGUGGCCCCCUGAUCACCCGUUUGGCGCGCCAUUUCGACAUCAGCUUCCAGGGCCUCCAUGAUUCUUCUGCACGGGGCGGCUCCACCCCCCUCAGCCGGGAAGUGCUCCACAAUGCACUCCUCCUGAAGACUAAUGGCACCCGUACCUGGGUAGAUGGGCUUUCCAUGCCUCCUGAGGAGGCUGUGGAUCUCGACGACGGCGAGGAGGAGGAUGAGGAUGAUGAUGAUGACGGGGCCAUGGAUGGCGAUGAGCCGGAGCCCCCGCUCUCUCCACCAGGGGAGCUUCGGCCACGACGGAGACCAGGGAGAGGUGAGUCCUUCUCCGGUCCUUCUGGUCCGUCGACCUCCGGUCCUUCUGGUCCGUCGAUGGCUUCUGGCCCGUCGAUGGAUUUCUUCACGGAGCAGUUCCAGCAGAUAGGGCUCCAGUUCCAGCAGCUCGGUCUUCAGACCCAGCAGCUCAUGGACCAUCAGGUCCAGUUCUACCAGCAGUAUUCGGCCCACCAGGCAGAGUACCAGUCCAGGCUGACGGUUGUUGACAAGCGCCUCGGGCGCUUAGAGACCCAUAUGGGAGUCACGGGUGCUCUCAUCGAGCGGGAGAGAGAUCGAGGCCGCCGAUUGAUGGAGUACUCGGAGCACCUGCUCCAGGCUUGUCACCCCCCAGAGGAGCACCACUAGACCACCCGGUGGGAUCAUUCACCACCACCACCACCGGAGGAUGGAGACGACGACCUCAUGAACCAGAUCGACUUCACCGGUCUAGGAGGCGGCUCCUAGUGACAUGUUUUGAGUGUGUUUGUUUUUGUCAGUGUGCAAACUGUCUUGUGUUGGUUCAGUUUCUUUCUUUUUAUUUUGGAUGCUGUACUAUUGGGUUGACCAUUAGACCUGACGUAUUGUGUUUGAGCUCUUCGGUUUCCUUUAGCUGUGCUUGUCUUGACUGGUCCUCUCUCCAGUCCGCUUCACUCCGACUAGUCUGCUUCCAGUCUCUUGCAGUCCGUGCAUACCGGUAACAUUGUUCCCCUUUUCCUUCCCUCUUCUCCAUUGAGGGCAAUGUCGAUCUUAAGUGUGGGGGGGGGGUGUUUAUCUUUUGACUGUGUUAGAUCUGUUUGUGUGCUUGGAGCCUAGUCCACUGUCCAAAUUUUUAAAUUUGAGGGCUCCAAGUACGUGUUCCUUGCAAUUGCCUGCUCAGUAUACUUUGAAUUGACAGUCUCUAUAGUAAUGUGCAACCUAGGGAGGUAGUGUAGCACUAUGGAGGAUGUUGAUGCAUUUAAGAAGUCUCCUUUCUUCUUCAUAUUGUGUUGGUUGAUUGUGGGAAUUAGUGAUCUUAGGACUCUUGAAUUGUGUGGUGAUGUGGACUCUCUACCUGUCAUGGACUCCUGUAUCAUGUUUUUGAAGUAAAAGGUGCUCGAAAAUGUGCUUUAAAAUAACGUCUCCCGUGCGAAUAGGGCGAAAGUGUGUAAGGGGAGACGGGAAUCCGUUCCCAAUUUUCACCUACUACCUCCAGCCCCCUUACAUGUCUUUCCCCCGCACGAGGCUCGAGACAUCCGCUCCUGGCAUGGCCGGUAAGAGCCGGGCUCCCGCAAAACCCCUGCUAGGUGGGAGCCCCCAUUUUCUGAAAAGCAGGUUGUGACCCUUGAAAAAAAAAAAAAAAAAAAACAGAAAACAAGCAAAACAGAAAGAAAAGGGGUUCCAACCAUCUUCAAGAAGAAAAUAGAGCACCUUAAGAAGUUGAGUCCAUGAUGUUUUGUUUUUGAGAGUCCAUUCGUCCAUGAUUCCUUUGUCCUCUGCUCACUAUUUGCCAUGAUGCCGACUCGAGACUAGCGUUCUCGCCGAAGAAGCUAUGAGAUGACUUGUGCGUCGGUUGACCUCGUAAGCUACUAAAUGAUCUAGGAAAUCUUCUACCUAUGAUCGAGGUUGUUGGUUGCUAUAGAGGUCUGAAGAGUUGCAUUGGUUUGAGUUAGGUUUGCUUGGGGGCAAGCAAACGGUUAAGUGUGGGGGAAUUUGAUAGACCAAUAAUUACACAUGUUUUUACCCCUAUUCUUGAGCCGUUUGAGAGGUUGACUCUCGUGUUUUAAGCCGAUUUCACACGAGGUUAUGUGUUUAUGUCAUAUUUCAGGACCUGGCGUUGGAAUCGAGGCGAGGAAACGAGUUUUGGGUCGAAACGAGUGAAGUUGGGUCGAAGUGUGCUGGAGAGAAAAAAUACCCGGCCAUGAACAGAAAUACCCAACCGGGUAUUAUCUGGCCAUGACCGGGGAUUUUCGGCUGGGCGUCCGAGAGAAACAGAAGGGGUCCCGGGCUAGAGGCAAAAAUCCCCUAUCGGGGAUUCUUGGGACAGACCGGAGAUUUCCCCCUGACAUCAAAACGUGCGUUUCAUUUAUACCCGGUUGAGACCCAAAAUACCCGACCGGGUAUUUCGACCGGGUAUCGCGACAAGCAGCUGUUUUAAAGGAAAAGAAGGUCAAAGAUCAAGGGUUUCGAGUUUUAGAGAGAUAGAGUGAUUCCUAGAGAGAGAAAGCGACGAAUAAGAGUUCCCAAGUGCCAUAGCUUGAUCUUCAUCACCUUUGGAGCCCGGCUUGAGCUUGGAGAAGUGCCGAUUGACAACCAGGAGCAGAAAUCCAUCCUUCACAGUAUGAUUUCCGCGUCUGAAUCUGUUUUUGCUUCUUUCUCCAUGGAGUAGUUCUCCCAUUCAUCUGGGUAUGGAGAACCCUAGAUUUGUAUGUUAGGUCUGAUUGUAUGAACCAAAGUACAAAUUUCAUGAGUUGAUUAUAUUUGAUUGAGGCUUGAAUGAUUGAAUGACUUGAAUCCUGAUCAAAUUCCUGUUCUUUCUGCUUUAACCUAGAAUGAGAAUAUCUGCCUAGGUUGAUAGAGCACCCUUAAUUGAAGGUGGCGAAUUGGUGACUUUAGUCGAGGAGCCAAUUCGCUAUUCUGUACCGAAUUCAAUUCGGUAGUGUAGGUUUGGUUCGUUAGGGCCUCAAUCUGUUUACUCCGGUGGAGGUUAGUCGCCCGCUGGAGACUCAGAUUGAGAGGGUCUGAAGACCUUUAGUCGAGACUUCAGGCUGUUUAAGAACCUUCCGCAGCAUAAUUUUCAUGGAAACUGAACUUGGUAAAUUGUAAUCCGGCUUAACUACAGUCUAGGGGGAACCAUAUCCGGGUGACCUCUCUUAACCUGAAAACAACCGUUUACUUGCUUUGUUUGUUUAUUAAUUUGGACUUGCACUAAAGUUUCACUGCUAGAUAACAAGAAUUCACCGAGUAGUCAUCAAAUCUAGGACCCGGGUUGACAUUAAAACCCAAACCCGCUAUACUACGCCUUAGGAAGUGGUUUCACUUGGCCAUUUUCUAGGGUGACAGUAGGAGUGAGUCAAAACCUCAGCCAUCCGACAUCCCAAUAGGCAAAAGACUCGACCACCUUGACUUAUGCAUAUGCAUCUUAUCAUGUUUUAAUCAUAGGCACCUGGAUACCCCCAUGCUGAUUACUCUCCGGGGACUACGGACCAAACAUCUCAUGGAUGUGGUCAUAUCGGACCCACCACUGUCAGUGUAGUCAUAUCGGACCUGACACCACUCUGGGUGUGGUUAUAUCGGACUCAACACCACUCUGGGUGUGGUCAUAUCGGACUCAACACCAUUCUGGGUGUGGUCAUAUCUCAUGAUGAAUCAACGAUCAACACCACAUCAGGGGUGUGACAUAACAUAUCAUAACGGAGUAAUAGCGCGGGGAGCCCUAAUUACUAUGUAAUUGACCAUGAGACCAAAGUACUCUUACUUGGUAUCCUUAUACAUGAUACAUAUCUCAUCUUGCUAAAUAAUAAUUCAUUACUUAGACAUGUUCUUGACCUGGCCACAAUUGGCUCAGCAUAACCAGGAGUCGUAUAAUUUCACUUCCUCGGGAUAAACCUCGUGUAAGUCAUCCUCCUUAAACAUCAUAAUAUCACCAGGGAAUAUAUAUUUUCCCACAUGUGCAUCCAAAUACAACAAUCAUGAAAAAUUGAUAAUCGACUUUAUCAUAUUGAAUUCUUGAGCUUUAUGUGACUAUCUCAUGGUAUGUUUAAGCCGAUUGGUGCUAUUUGAGGGAGAAUUAAUCCGGAAUGGUUGGAAAGUCAUUACCAUCUUGUGUUGGAGUUUUGGUGUGUUUUAGGUGAAGUCGUGAAGAAAUUUAUGAACUGGGCUUACAACCCAAAAAGUGUGGACCAAAUUCCAGUGGAGAGGAGACUUGGAGUUGGACGGGACCAAUAGGAUUUUGAAGGAAUUCGCAAGGGGAGCAAAUAUUGGAGCUGAACGUGGGCAUUUCAUCCAGGGAAACAAAGGUCAAUUUUUUCCAAUUAAAUGGACCAUGUCGUUCGGCCUCUAGUGGGGGAGGAAGGCAUUUACAUUUACAGGCCCAACUUUGCUGUACGAGGUCGGGGGGAAUUAAAGGAAGCUGGGAAUUCUUUUGGAAAAAAAAGAAGGCAGCAGGGCGCAGCAAAGGCUUGGGACGAGCGAGCAACGUCGAUUUGGCGACAGCAGCUCGGCGAGUGAUUUCUCCCAAGGCGACGUGAGCUAGGUUCAACAAGAAUAAGUUAUUUGGUUGUAUUUUCUAGUCUGAAUUAUUUGUUUAUUGUUGAUUUGGAACAUGAUGAUCAAAACCAUAUUGUUUUAUCUUAGUUUCAUCAUGAACCAAACCCCGAUUUCUGGGGGAAACACCAUAGGAUGUAGCUAUUUCUAGAAUUGAUGGAUUGAUUCGUAUUUCUUUUCUUCCAAUCUCUAUUGCAUGAAAUUACUUAAUGCUUUGUGUUGACUGGCCACCAAUACAUUGAUUUGUUGUUAAUUAGGUCAUUAGCGACAGUGAAACCCUAAUAAUUGAACAUAUUUCAUGUGACAUAGUAACUUAUCGAAGCGACGGUGGAUUAAAUAAGGUGCUAUGCGGUCUUUAAUAGGAUAUCGAUCUUCAGGCUAAAUAAUUAAGUCAUUGAGCUACGACAGUAGGAUUUUAUUUAAUUGUUUAGUACGUAGUAAUUCCCGACAGGGAUAGCUAGCACAUUCGUGAUAUCUUGGCUAUAGAGAGUUGGAUUAAAUUGAUUGGAAUAUGUGAAUUAAUCGGAUAGGAUAGGUAGUGAGUCCCGGUGUUUCUCCCAGAGCUUUCUCCCACUGAAUUUCUCCCGACAAGUUUACUUUGCCUAAUUAGUUUAAUUAUUUUACUAUUAGUUAAUAAUUUCAUCAACCAAACCAUUUUUUCACUUAUAGUUUGCUCCAAAGAAUUGAUAAAUUAUAAGGUUGUACCAGUCCCUGAGAGACGAUACCCAGAUUUUCGGUUUUACUACAAGAUAGGAAUUGGCAUUACGCUUUUGCCCUACAAAAAAUCAUACCCAAUCACCUUCUCGAACCAUCAUAAAACAUAUUAACAGUCAAGCCCACAAUUUUCAACAUAUACACAAUCAUCAGCAUAAACAAUGUCCAUAUCGACUAGGACAAGUCAAUAAUAUCAUACAACAAUCCAUGAUUCAUCAUAUAGCAGAAAAGUUCAUACACCCCUAAUCAUGUCAUUCUAGUUCACCUAGGUCAAUUCUAAGCAUCAAUAUAAUUAUCGUGAUACG